Molecule: messenger RNA, 402 nt
Organism: Alternaria ventricosa
Lineage: Eukaryota; Fungi; Ascomycota; Dothideomycetes; Pleosporales; Pleosporaceae
Exons: 2
Coding region: 1-402 (133 amino acids)
Molecular function (GO): oxidoreductase activity
Source: RefSeq, a predicted model, not a curated record
AUGUUCUUCGACGUUCUCAUCAUCGGAGGUGGACUUGCUGGUCUGAGCACCGCAUUGAGUCUGGUGCGCUCCCUUCACACAGCCGUCGUAUUCGACUCCCGCACGUACCGCAACCAAAAAGCCAAUUGGCUGCACACGCUUCCCGGCUGGGAUGGCCGAGAUCCGGAAGAAUACCGCGCUGCUGCUCGGCAGAACAUUCUGUCUAAAUACAACACGGUCCAAUUUGCUACCGGAGUUGUGAUUGACAAUGUUGAUCGCGACCCCGAAGCCGAAUUUCCCUUCACGGCCACCGACUCGAAGGGCCGGAUAUGGCGAGGACGCAAGCUCGUGUUAGCCAUGGGCAUUCAGGAUGUGCCGCUUGACGUUCCGGGCUACGAUGACUGCUGGGCCAAGGGAAUGUAA